Messenger RNA from Trifolium pratense (red clover), 2335 nucleotides. Its product is annotated as IQ domain-containing protein IQM1-like. The record is from RefSeq and is a predicted model, not a curated record. Bases 577 to 2010 code for a protein of 477 amino acids. The transcript is spliced from 8 exons. Lineage: Eukaryota; Viridiplantae; Streptophyta; Magnoliopsida; Fabales; Fabaceae.
AAAAUUAAAUCGCGUUUCUUCAUGGAACCUCACAAAAGCUAACUUUCUUUGACUGCCACCUCUACCCCUUACCUUACUUACACGCUCUCUCUCUCUCUCUUUAAACACAAUUACUACUAUAAGAGACUUUCAAUUCCUACAAUACUAUAGGAUAUAUAUAUAUAAUUCAAAACUAUACUUCAUAUACCAAUACUAUAUCUUUGAAUUCAUCAAAUAUUUCGUUCGUGUCGUGGCCAUCAACCUUGGAAAACUUUAAGCUACUAACCUUGGAAUUUGAACAUUAUAUUCACAUACCUUUAUUUAAUUUGUUUUCCCUAUUCAAAUAAGCUCGUUGAUUCUAAAUUGGAAUUCAAAGACUGCUCCUUAAUUCUCUCAUUUUCCAGUCUCCACACGUAUUUGAAAGCUUAUAUAAAAGCUAACAAGAACCACUGUCAUAAACAUAUCUUAAUUCAUUUAUUUGUUCAACUCUCACGCACUUCAAUUAUUUUCAACAACAACAUCUAAACAAUAUCUCAUAUCUUCAUUCAAAGUACUCAUACAUCAUACAACAACAAAGAUUUGUAGGGUAUUAUAUUUAUGGGGGUGUCUGUAACUGAUUUGUCAAAUGGGUCUAAUAAGAUGAGCAAUUCAAGCAAAUUAAGUGAUUGCAGACCACAACACAUGAUUCUUGAAAGAAACCAUUCAUUUGUUCAAGACAAAGAACAAAAAAUGGAUUCAAGUAAAUGUGAAUUGAAACAUAAACAAGUUCCUGUUAUUUCUCUGCCUGAAGCAAUGAUUUUCUGUUCUCCAAGACCAGUUAUUGAACUUGAUGCUGCUGCAACUAAACUUCAAAAGGUUUACAAGAGUUACCGUACAAGAAGAACCCUUGCAGAUUGUGCAGUUGUAGUUGAAGAGUUAUGGUGGAAGGCAUUGGAUGCUGCUGCUCUUAAAAGAAGUUCUGUUUUGUUUUACGAUGUUCAGAAACCGGAAACUGCCGUGUCACGUUGGGCUAGAGCAAGAACUAGAGCAGCUAAGGUUGGAAAAGGUUUAUCUAAAGAUGAAAAGGCGCAAAAAUUAGCAUUACAACAUUGGCUUGAAGCUAUUGACCCGCGUCAUCGAUAUGGACACAAUCUUCACAUGUAUUAUGAUAUCUGGUUUGAUAGCCAAAGUACACAACCAUUUUUCUACUGGUUGGAUGUUGGAGAUGGAAAAGAAAUAAAUCUUGAGAAAUGUCCAAGGAACACUGUUCUACAACGCCAAUGCAUUCAAUAUCUUGGACCAAAAGAUAGAGAAAAAUACGAAGUAAUUGUCGAAAAGGGAAGACUGGUAUUUAGACAAGAUGGAAGGCUUGUGAAUACUGAUGAGAAAUCAAAAUGGAUAUUUGUUCUCAGCACUACAAGAGCCUUGUAUGUUGGAAAAAAACAAAAGGGUAAAUUUCAACAUUCAAGUUUUCUUGCUGGUGGUGCAACCACAGCAGCUGGUAGAUUAGUAGCACAUCAAGGUGUUCUUGAGGCUAUUUGGCCAUACAGUGGACACUACCAUCCAACUGAAGAGAACUUCAAAGAGUUUAUAAGCUUUCUUGAAGAGCACAAUGUAGAUCUCACAAAUGUUAAGAGAUGUGCUAUAGAUGAUGAUACUCAUUCAAUUAUUGGAAGCAAUUCAUUUAGUGCAAUGAAUGAAACACAACAACCAAAGGUUCCUCUAACUCCUAAGGUCAAUGUGACUGAUAAUAACAAUGUAACAACAAUUCAUAAAAAGGAUCAAAUUGCAGCAUUUAAUGCAACAAGAAGAUUGUCUUGCAAGUGGUCAACUGGUGCUGGUCCACGUAUUGGUUGUGUUCGUGACUAUCCUGAACACUUGCAAUCAAAAGCAUUGGAACAAGUUAAUUUGUCUCCAAGGCCCACUUCUUCAAGACUCAACAAAUUUGGCCCAAUUCCAUCUCCUAGGCCCAGCCCAAAAGUUAGGAUGUCACCUAGGCUUGUGUACAUGGGAUUACCUAGUCCAAGAAACCCUAUUUCAACUGCAAGUUAGAGGAAGCUUUGGAGGAAUCUGUGAGCCUUUUUUUAGACCAUGGUCAUGGCAAUCGUGUGGCGGCGACCAGUGAACAAUAACAUCUGUGAACUAAGUGAUUUCUUUUUUCACCGCAGAACCAAACAACACUAACUGAAAUUCAUUUUUUUGUUAUUAAUUCAAAAUUCGUUUAUUACUUAAUUAUUUUAGGAAUUUAAUUCUGUGUAUGUUUCGGUUGGACCUAUUAGGUCCUUGGCCCAUUUUUGCUUCUUUCUUUUAUGGGAAGGCAGGAAAAUUCAAUUAAUUCUUUAUACAAUUGAGAUUAUCUUUGUAUAUUUCUAUCGAA